Molecule: messenger RNA, 378 nt
Organism: Aspergillus alliaceus
Lineage: Eukaryota; Fungi; Ascomycota; Eurotiomycetes; Eurotiales; Aspergillaceae
Exons: 1
Coding region: 1-378 (125 amino acids)
Molecular function (GO): feruloyl esterase activity
Source: RefSeq, a predicted model, not a curated record
AUGUCUAGAACGCCGGUCAACACCAACGGCGAAGACGUGGCUUUCGUCGUUACCAUCAUAAAACAAGUUGAGAUCGAACUCUAUAUAAAGCAGAGCUCUCGCUGUGCGACAGGUUUCUCCUGGGGCGCUGGAAUGAGCUAUGCCUUUGCUUGCUCGCAGGCUAAAUGGUUUAAGGCUGUGAGUGUCUUGAACGGUGGCGUGAUUAGUGGGUAUGAAGGUGGCCAUGAUCCUAUUGCUUAUCGAGAGACCCAUGGGAUCAACGAGCCCGUUGUUCCUUUCGAUCGGGGUGUGGCGCUGGCGGAUAAGUUUGUAGGGAUUAAUUACUACCAACCAACGAAUAUCGAUAAGCCGUGGUCUGGAAGGGUACAAACCAGAUAA